Molecule: messenger RNA, 270 nt
Organism: Caenorhabditis remanei
Lineage: Eukaryota; Metazoa; Nematoda; Chromadorea; Rhabditida; Rhabditidae
Exons: 1
Coding region: 1-270 (89 amino acids)
Source: RefSeq, a predicted model, not a curated record
AUGUUCUCUACCAAGUUUACUAUCCUGAUCCUAAUUGUUGCUCUUGUCAUCGCGGCUCCAAAUAAUAAGAAUGGACAAAAUGGAGGUCAAAAUGGAGCCCAAGGAAAGGUUUCAACAACUUCGAAUGGAGUCGGAGGUGGUGCUCAGAUUGGACAAGGACUAUCUGGUCAAAUCGGAGGUUUCGGUGGAAACAUGACUAAUGGACAAGGAAACUCGAAUAACCAGGGUGGAGGACAAGGAGGAUUCGGAGGACAACAGAGAAAUAACUGA